CAGAAGUUUGGGCAGGAUUUUCCCUGGGCCAGGUCUUGGGUUCUCCAGUACUCAUCCCUCUCGGUCACUGAGAUGCUCUGAGCUUCCGGUCCGAACCUGGACGCGAAGAGGUGUAGUCCCUCCUUUCUUGAACGGGAAAACUAAGCUCACAAAGGUCCUUGCCAAGCCUAAGGCUGCAGAGUGAGCAGAUGGAAAAUGCGGGACUCAAAAACCUCACCUCGCUGUAAUUUGCACCGCCCUGUGCCAAGCUCUGUCCUUUCUUCCAUUCCUCGCUCCUAUUGUCAGCCUCGCUGCGCUAGGACCCUAAAAAUUCGGUCUCAUGUUGCCCAGGGAACAGCAUUUCGCUACACCCACCUCCAUGGAGUCCCCGCCCUCUCUCCCUUGCACCAGCCAAUGGAAGCGAAGAUCUUCAGACUGUGGGCGGGACGUAUCCUAAGACACCCAAUGAUGGUCGAGAAUCAUUGAGCACUUUACUAGUGGUGCCGCGGAGUGGGCGGGGCGUCCUGACCAGCCUUGAAGCCACACAGGCGGGUUGGGCAGGCGGGUCGCAGGUUGUGAAUCCAUGUGGCGGGGGCUUUGGACCCUGGCGGCCCAAGCGGCACGUGGGCCUCGCAGACUGUGCACGCGCAGGAACAGCGGCGCACCAGUCCCCGGCUCUGGAGCCACCAUCUUCGCGCUAAGCUCCGGCCAAGGCCGCUGCGGCGUCGCAGUGAUCCGGACCAGCGGCCCCGCUAGCGGCCACGCCCUCCGGAUUCUCACGGCACCCCGAGACCUGCCCCCGGCUCGCCACGCCAGCCUGCGCUUGCUCAGCGACCCCCGCUCUGGGGAGCCUCUGGACCGCGCACUGGUGCUCUGGUUCCCAGGUCCCAAGAGUUUCACCGGUGAGGACUGCGUGGAGUUCCACGUGCAUGGAGGCCCGGCAGUGGUGAGCGGUGUCCUGCGGGCCUUGGGCAGCGUGCCAGGGCUUCGACCGGCGGAGGCGGGCGAGUUCACCAGGCGGGCGUUCGCCCAUGGGAAGCUGAACCUAACUGAAGUGGAGGGCCUGGCAGAUCUGAUCCACGCAGAAACCGAGGCGCAGCGGCGGCAGGCCCUGAGGCAGCUGGACGGGGAGUUGGGCCACCUCUGCCGUGGUUGGGCUGAGACCCUCACCAAAGCUCUUGCCCACGUGGAGGCCUAUAUCGAUUUCGGCGAGGAUGACAACCUGGAAGAAGGUGUCCUGGAGCAAGCGAACAUCGAAGUACGGGCACUGGAGGUGGCCCUGGGUGCACAUCUACGAGAUGCCAGGCGCGGGCAGAGGCUGCGCUCAGGGGCGCACGUAGUGGUCACUGGACCCCCCAAUGCCGGGAAGAGCAGCCUAGUGAACCUGCUCAGUCGGAAGCCUGUGUCCAUCGUGUCCCCGGAGCCAGGGACCACCCGUGACGUGCUGGAGACCCCAGUCGACCUGGCUGGAUUUCCUGUGCUGCUGAGCGACACGGCUGGGUUGCGGGAGGGCGUUGGGCCGGUGGAGCAGGAGGGUGUGCGGCGUGCCCGGGAGAGGCUGGAGCAAGCUGACCUCAUUCUGGCCAUGCUGGAUGCCUCUGACCUGGCCUCUCCCUCCAGCUGCAAUUUCCUGGCCACUGUCGUGGCCUCUGCGGGAGCCCAGAGUCGCAGUAGCAGCAGCCAGCGCCUCCUCCUGGUGCUGAACAAGUCAGACCUGCUGUCUACGGAGGGUCCAGGUCCCGGUCCUGACAUGCCCCCGCAUCUGCUGCUGUCCUGUGUGACAGGAGAGGGGCUGGACGGCCUCCUGGAGGCGCUGAAGAUGGAGCUAGCUGCAGUGUGUGGGGAUCCGUCCACAGGUCCCCCGCUCCUGACCCGUGCAAGGCACCAGCACCACCUCCAGGGCUGCCUGGAUGCCCUCGGCCACUACAAGCAGUCAAAAGACCUGGCCCUGGCGGCGGAGGCGCUGCGGGUGGCCCGGGGGCACCUGACCCGGCUCACAGGUGGAGGGGGAACUGAGGAGAUCCUGGACAUCAUCUUCCGGGACUUCUGUGUGGGCAAAUGAGGGGAUCCAGGGAAGUCACACCCAGGCUGCGUGGAGACCCAGGAGCCUCAGGGAUCUCGAAACAGCUUAGCUAAAUGGGAUUCUCAUUUGCCAGGGAAAGAACUUGAUUGUCAAACAGUGAAGCAACACAGCUCAGGGGUAGUGAGCUCCCUGCAGGGGACUCCCUGGACAUUGAGGCCCAGGAAUGGGGCUGAAUGAAGGUCCUGUGGGAUGCUAGAUGCUGGGGGAUCCAGGUUGGGAUGGAGAAAGGAGAAUCUCAGGGGUUUUGUUUCAUUGUUUUUGAUUUAUUUUGCAAACACCAAAGGAAUGUAAAAAAACUCAGGUGACCUAGACGUGGUUUUUGUUUCGUUUUUUUUUUGAGAUGGAGUCUCAAUCUAUCACCCAGGCUGGAGUACAGUGGGGCAAUCUCAGUCCACUGCAAUCUCCACCUCCCGGCUUAGGUGAUUCUGCUGCCUCAGCCUCCUGAGUAGCUGGGAUUACAGGCAUGUACCACCAUGCCUGGUGAAUUUUUGUUAUUAUUAUUUUUUGAGACGGAGUCUUACUCUGUCAUCCAGGCUGGAGUGCAGUGGUAUGGUCUCGGCUCACUGCAACCUCGGCUUCCCAGGUUCAGGCAAUUGUCCUGCCUCAGCCUCCCGAGUAGCUGGGACUACAGGGGCCUGCCACUAUGCCUGACCAAGUUUUGUAUUUUUAGUAGAGACAGAGUUGCACCAUGUUGGCCAGGCUGGUCUUGAACUCCCGACCUCAGGUGAUCUGCCCGCCUUGGCCUCCCAACGUGCUGGGAUCACAGGCGUGAGCCACUGCGCCCAGCCCCAGAAGUUCCAAUGUGGAAAAUUUCCUUAGCCCUUCUCCAGUUGCCAUGGCUUAAUGUGUGUCUUUCUAGAACUUUCUCUGAAUGUUUGGAUACUUGUGGAUGUACCUGACAAAUAUGUUUGUUUUGUGUUUUAUAUAUAAAUGGUAUUGUCUUCA
This is a messenger RNA of Callithrix jacchus (white-tufted-ear marmoset), 3007 nucleotides long. It is a transcript of the gene GTPBP3, whose product is annotated as GTP binding protein 3, mitochondrial. NCBI's taxonomy places the organism in Eukaryota, Metazoa, Chordata, Mammalia, Primates, Cebidae. Gene Ontology annotation, biological process: tRNA methylation; tRNA wobble uridine modification. Gene Ontology annotation, cellular component: mitochondrion; cytoplasm. The record is from RefSeq and is a predicted model, not a curated record. Gene Ontology annotation, molecular function: GTPase activity; GTP binding; protein binding.